AUGAAAUACAUAGUGGAGCAUAUGGAAGAAGGAUUUUCUGAAUGGGUAAUAUUAGAAUAUUCACAAAUAAUAAGAGAUGUUGGAUCUGAAAAUCUUAUAUUAACAUCAUUACCAAAAACAAUAACUGAAAAAGAUAUACCUAAACAAUUAAAAGAUAUGGGAUUACAAUGGACAACAAAAGAAAUUAUAGAUUUAGAAUUUCAAGGUGCCAAAAUAAAUCGUGAAAAAAUUGCAUUAUUAGAUCCUGCUGCUACGGUAGAUUUAAUACCUGAAGAUAAAUCAACAAUUGAUUAUUUCUUACUAGCUGGAGUAUUAGGUGAGCAUCCAAGAAAAGAUAGAACUGGAAUAUUAAGAGAAAAAUAUAAAUUUCAAGGUAAAAGAUUGGGGAAUUUACAAAUGACUACAGAUACUGCUAUAAGAACAGCUCAUAAAAUUAUAAAUGGUACUAAAUUUGAAGAUAUCCAGUUCUUAGAUUAUCCUGAAAUUAAAUAUAAUAAAUAUGAAUCUACUGAAAUGCCAUUUAGAUAUAUUGUUAAUGAUAAGAAUGAACCAAUUUUACCUGAGGGAAUGUUAGAAUUAAUUAGAAAAGAUGCAGAUCAAAGUAUUGAUGAUUUACUAAUAGAUGAAUAA
Molecule: messenger RNA, 630 nt
Organism: Lodderomyces pseudojiufengensis
Lineage: Eukaryota; Fungi; Ascomycota; Pichiomycetes; Serinales; Debaryomycetaceae
Product: protein-arginine N-methyltransferase
Exons: 1
Coding region: 1-630 (209 amino acids)
Biological process (GO): peptidyl-arginine methylation
Molecular function (GO): protein-arginine omega-N monomethyltransferase activity
Source: RefSeq, a predicted model, not a curated record